Penicillium daleae is the source of this 2391-nucleotide messenger RNA. RefSeq lists its product as uncharacterized. Gene Ontology annotation, biological process: xyloglucan metabolic process. The record is from RefSeq and is a predicted model, not a curated record. Gene Ontology annotation, molecular function: protein binding. The coding region runs from base 1 to 2391 and encodes 796 amino acids. NCBI's taxonomy places the organism in Eukaryota, Fungi, Ascomycota, Eurotiomycetes, Eurotiales, Aspergillaceae. The transcript has 2 exons.
AUGGCUGGCUCUGUCUGCGGCCGCGCAUACAAGCUCUGCUUGGCCGCCAUUACGUUGGCCGGGCUUCAGUUAGCUGGCGCCACGACCAGCAAACAUGGCUACGAGUUCAACUCGGUGGCAAUUACAGGCGGCGGCUACAUCACCGGGAUCAUUGCCCACCCGAAAACGCAGGACUUGCUCUACGCACGUACCGACAUCGGGGGCGCCUACCGCUGGGAUGUUGCCAAGGGCAAAUGGACGGCCCUUACCGACUUUAUUAGCUCUGCUGAUAGCGGGCUGUUAGGUACUGAGACUAUCGGCCUUGACCCAACAAACUCGAGCUGGCUAUACCUCGCACAAGGACGUAACCUGGGCGAUCAGAGUUCUGCAUUCUUCGUUUCGCAAGACCAGGGCAAUACUUUCGAAAUCUACAAGGCCCCCUUUGACUUGGGAUCCAAUGAAAUGGGUCGUAACAAUGGCGAGCGUCUGGCCGUCGACCCCUUCAACCCAGACGAGCUCUGGAUGGGCACCCGUACCGCGGGACUGUGGAAGAGCAGUGACCGGGCCAAGACGUGGACCAACGUUACCUCCUUUCCCGAUGCCUUCGCAAACGGCAUCGGCAUUGUUUCCGUUAUUUUCGACCAACAACACAAAGGCACUCUAUAUGCAAGCGCCUGCGCCCCAGGUGGCAUGUAUGAGUCCCACGACGGCGGCAAGUCCUGGGCACCGAUCCCCGGCCAGCCGAUGACCUGGAGUGCGGCUACUGCUAGCGCGUUCCCCGGCCACUCCCCGGCUAGUACUGGUCCGCAGGCUAUGAAGGUCGACCUCGCCUCGAAUGGUAUCCUCUAUGUUACUUAUGGCGAUUUCCCAGGGCCGUGGGGCACCAGCUACGGCGAGGUAUGGCGGUACAAUACCUCAAGUCAUGUCUGGGCCGAAAUCACCCCCGGCCGCAACGGCAAUAGCUACCCUGCCCCUUAUAACAACCAAACUUUUCCAGCAGGAGGUUUCUGCGGCCUCAGCCUCGCUCGUGACGACCCGGAAACCCUCGUCGUCGUCACCCUUGACCGCGAUCCGGGCCCGGCCCUCGAUAGCAUCUACUUGUCGCGCGACGGCGGCAAUACCUGGAAAGACGUCGCGCAGUUGUCAACGCCGGCUGGGUCUGGCGGAUACUGGGGCCAUCCGAUCAGCCAGGCAGCUCUGAAGGACGGUACCCCAGUCCCGUGGCUAGGCUUCAACUGGGGCCCAGAAUGGGGCGGCUAUGGCGCACCGAGCCCAGUGAAAGGCCUGACUAAGAUGGGCUGGUGGAUGAGCGCUGUGUUGCUCGACCCGUUUAACUCUGACAGAUUAAUGUACGGCACAGGGGCGACGAUCUGGGUGACAGAUACCCUAUCGCGCGUCGAUGAGAAUUGCGCGCCAGAGUGGUAUGUCCAGACGCAGGGGAUCGAGGAGACCGUCAUCCUAGCGCUCACUAGCCCAACGGGAGGGCCGGGACACGUACUCAGCGGGCUGGGGGACAUCAAUGGAUUCCGGCAUGACGAUUUGAACCAAAUACCAAACAUGUUCGCGGAGCCUGUGUUCAGCAACCUCGACAGCAUCGACUUUGCAGGUCUGGCGCCAAACGUGGUGGUACGGACGGGGUCUUGUGGGCAUACCUAUCCUGGUAGGUGCGGGAGUGCAGCGUACAGCAAGGACUUUGGAGACACGUGGGAAAUGUUUGCUACGUGUGCACCAGAGGUAAAUUCUACUACUUGGAGCCCGGGGUCUAUUACUGUGGAUGCUUCAGGCGAACACGUUGUCUGGUCAACGUUACUGCACUACCAGGAGCCUACUGGACCGUGGACCACUUCCGAUUUUGGAAAGACCUGGACAGCGCCCCAGGGGCUAGCAGUGCAGACGACUAACAUCGCAGCCGACCGCGUCGCACCUGGGACGUUUUACGCUUACGAGUCCGGGGUGUUCUACGUGUCGAGGAAUGGCGGAGUUAACUACUCUUCUGCUCUGGCCCAAAAUAUCGGGCUGCCAGCUGGGGUAGGGGCACUGCCGGUUGUCAACCCUUUUGUCGCCGGGGAGUUGUGGGUUGGAGUGAGUGGUGUUGGGGUCUUCCACAGUCAAAACUUUGGAAAAUCUUGGACUGCGUUCAAGGGAAAUGGGAACGGGUUGAACCCGUCUCUACUUGCGGCAGGGAAGGGAGCGGCUGGAAAAUCUAGCGUAUCGCUGUUUUUGUGGGGUACAGCUGGGCAGGCACCGUUAGACGUGCAGGGCGUGUAUCGGAGUGACGAUAAUGGGGUGUCGUGGGUACGUGUCAACGACGACAAGCAUCAGUAUGGUGGGAUUAUUACCAUUGCAGCGGAUCCGAGAGUGUAUGGGCGGGUGUACAUGGGGACAGGCGGGAGGGGCCUUUUACCCAUCUAA